Messenger RNA from Helianthus annuus (common sunflower), 1664 nucleotides. RefSeq names its product vacuolar-processing enzyme beta-isozyme. The coding region runs from base 1 to 1419 and encodes 472 amino acids. Gene Ontology annotation, molecular function: cysteine-type endopeptidase activity. The record is from RefSeq and is a predicted model, not a curated record. The transcript is spliced from 9 exons. Gene Ontology annotation, biological process: vacuolar protein processing. NCBI's taxonomy places the organism in Eukaryota, Viridiplantae, Streptophyta, Magnoliopsida, Asterales, Asteraceae.
AUGAAUUUUCUUCCUAUGGCUGCCUUCCAAUUCCUUUUCUUACUACUAACCCUGCUAGCGGUACAACUCUCCGAAGCCACUCGUCCGAGUUUAUUCUCUUCGAAUUUCGAUUUACCAGGCUUCAAUGGCACGAAAUGGGCUGUUCUGGUAGCCGGUUCAAACUAUUACUUCAACUAUCGCCAUCAGGCGGAUGUUUGUCAUGCGUAUCAAAUAUUGAAAAGAGGUGGUUUGAAAGACGAGAACAUAAUCGUGUUCAUGUAUGAUGACAUUGCCAAUAACACAUGGAAUCCGAGGCCUGGUGUCAUAAUCAAUAGUCCCAAUGGUUUGGAUGUUUAUGCUGGUGUGCCUAAGGAUUACACUGGAAAAGAUGUGACAGCGGCAAAUUUCUAUGCUGUGCUUCUUGGCAACGCCUCAUCCCUGACUGGCGGAAGUGGAAAAGUUGUCGCGAGCAGCCCUUUUGAUACAAUAUUUGUGUAUUAUGCGGAUCAUGGAGGCCCUGGAAUUCUUGGGAUGCCAAACAUGCCUAACAUUUACGCUAAUGAUUUCAUCCAAGUUUUGAAAACAAAGCAUGCAAUGGGUACAUAUAGUGAGAUGGUUAUAUACGUGGAAGCUUGUGAAAGUGGAAGCAUUUUCGAAGGUCUUAUAUCCGAAGAUCUUAACAUAUAUGUGACGACUGCAUCGAAUGCAGUCGAGAGUAGUUGGGGCACUUAUUGUCCCAACACGACCACUCCACCACCGCAAGAGUACAACACUUGCUUAGGUGACUUAUACAGUGUCUCAUGGAUGGAAGAUAGUGAUGUGGAAGAUCUGACGACCGAAACAUUGGAGGAACAAUACUUGAAGGUGAAAUUGAGGACUCUGAACAACAACACUUCUGAGGGAUCUCAUGUCAUGCAAUAUGGUACGCAACGUAUAAGCAACGAGACUGUUUCGGUUUACCAAGGUUCUUGUCCUCUGAAUGCCACUGCGAAUCCUUUGCAAUCUUUCAACUCCAAGGGUGUUGUCGAUCAAAGAGAAGUCGACCUUUAUUCUAUGUGGCAUACGUACAAUUCAUCGACCGGAGAACCACAACAAAAGGAAGAAUUACUAAACAAAAUCAAGGAAAUCACUACACACAGGACACAUGUGGAUAGCAGCAUCAACACUAUAAAUGUCAAGCUUUUAGGUGACCAACAUGUAUUAAUGAGGGGUGUAGGAAAGCCCCUAGUGGACGAUUGGGAAUGUCUUAAAUCCAUGGUUAGGACGUUUGAGACACAUUGCGGAUCAUUGACCCAGUAUGGCAUGAAACAUACCCGAACAUUUGCUAACAUGUGCAACAAUGGUGUUAGCAAAGACGCCAUGGAUGAAGCUGCCAAGGCAACAUGUAGCUCGUAUAACAUGGGGCAAUGGGAUCCUGCAGCUGUUGGUUAUAGCGCAUGAUCGAUGAUGGAACAAACACUAUAUAGGAUGGAUGGAAUGUUAUUUAGUUUUGGUAUUAUUUCAACUACAAUAAUGGUGACAAUAAGUAGAACAAUGGCCAAUCACAUAGGCUUGUUGUUAAUGUGAUCCCAUCUUCUUUCCAACUUUGUUUAGAAUGACACUUUUCCAACUUUUGAUUGUAGUGUACUUGACAUAAUAAGAGGGUGAAUACGAAGUCGAAAAUAUUCACCAUUUUUUUGUUCUAA